GCAGCGUUAACAGUAGCUUGUCCGUGUGUUGUUUGUUCAAAAUGUAUGGAGUAAUUUAAUAAUUUAUGGGAUCAGUCAGUAUAGCAGACAAUGUGAGUGUUUGGACAUGAUACGUCUGUUAUAACAGCUUCAGAAUUAUAAAGUGUCUGUCAUAGUGUAAUGGAAAAGUGUCCACAGUUAAUCUCAGAUGUUCUGUCUUCCAUUGAGCGACACGAUGACAGUUCGGACCUACACGCCUGUCUGGAGAGAUGCAAGACGGAAGAGAUCACGUCCUGGUAUGAUGACAAUGGUUUGGACAUCAUGCACCACGCCGUCCUCUCACACAAUGCCAUAUCAGUUGGGUGUCUGUUGUCGCGAGGUCUGUUCAAACCACCACACGAACCGGCUAGUUUCCCAUAUAUUCACCUAGCCUGUAAGACUGGGCAGAAAUCCGUUGUGGUGCUUCUGCUCCAAGAGAGACCGUUUGACAACAGACCAGCAUUGUUCAGCUACGGCGAGCAAGAAUCCAGUACCAAGUUGAAUGGUCAAAGCCACCAGACACAGGAAAAACUCCAAACGCCGAUAGAUGUCGCUGCAGAUGCAGGUCAUAUAGAGUGCGUUAAAACCAUUUUAGACUUUCAGCAGGUAAAAGCGUUAUUUCAAACGACUUUACUGGGAUACCGAGACAAGCAGUGUAAAGUUUCUCGCCACGAAUCAUAUAUAGACAUGGCCUGUAGGUGUAAUUCACCAAAGGCUCUCAGACUGCUGUUAACAGAAAAUCCUUCAAAGGCUGACGUGGAAAGAGCUGUCGACUUUGUAGUUAAAAACGGAAGACCCGAGUGCCUCGAUAUACUAUUGAGAUGCAACAUUGACCCGAAGUCAGUGUUUGGAGGGAUGAAUUUCUUUCACGUCCUGUUCACAUAUGGCAUCUUGUUCGACCCCAGCCGGUACGAAUCUCUCACUCUGAUGACGACAGUGUUAUUACGCCAUGGCCACAAACCUCUUGCUUUUCGCCCAUCCCGGACAUACCCGCUAUACAGCCUCCUGAGUCACGCGUAUUCUAACGAAGAUUACUUGAAAGAAUCUGCGCCGUACCUCAUAUCGUGUAUCCUCCUGCUUCUCCAGGCUGGCGCAGACCCAAACUUUGACGAAAUAAAGGUCGAGGAGUUGGCUUGCGAUGAGGAAUGUGAAACGGCUUUUGGCAGAGAAGCAUUUUCCUCUGCGCUGCAUUGCCUCUAUAACAUUGUCGCAAUCGGGGCAUUUCAAGAAUCCAAGGAAGUCUUAGAUCUUGUUUCAAAGUAUGUUUUAAAAUGCUCAGAAAUAUUACUGCACCACAGCGCCGAUCCUGACUACAUUGGCAGACUGAGUAAUUCAAGCUAUGGAAAUAGUCUUCAUGCGUUUGGACUCGCAAGCCGGUAUCUAAGUUCUGUCAAACCCACAAUAAAAUUAUUGUUACGCUUCGGGGCUAACCCGGAUGCCGAAGUUUGCAAUUCGUUUCCACUAAACACAUUCUGUGAAUCGAUAAUUACAAAUGUCACAGACAUGUUGCCACCAACGCAAGAUUUAGUCGUUGAUAACGCAAAGGUAUUAAAUCUGAGCUGUCUGAUGACGUCUAUGUCUCGUAAAUCACUCGUUGCUUCUGGAGAACGUUUGAAACAUUCUCUCAAAAGUGUCACUGAAACAAGGAGAAAACAUAUAUUGGUGAAAGUUCUUUCUAAGAUCGAAGCUACAACCAGAUGUGUGUGGAGUCUGAAAAAGACCUGCCAGCGACGCGUAUGGAUACUGUGUGGACGAGAUUACAGAUCAGUCCACACACUGCCACUACCAGUAUCAGUCAAAACGGAAAUUACUAACAUGGUUUAGAGUCGGUCCACACACUGCCACUACCAGUAUCAGUCAAAACGGAAAUUACUAACAUGGUUUAGUCAUUAAAUUUUGUCAUCCAAUCUAUUAUUGUACUCUAUUUUCAUUGCUCUUGAUUUUAUGUCCCUAUUACAGUAUAAUGUGACAUAAAUAGGAUUGAAUAUUAUUAUGUCGAACAUUGCUGGCAAUUAUUGCGUUUAGUAAUUAGGCCUAAUAGUCAUGUAUUUUGUGUGUGACAGACGGGCGGUACAGUACAGGAGGCUACUGGGAGCGACUCCAGCAGCACAACGUAAGGACAACUUGCAGUUGACUGUUUUAGUGAACAGUUUCAAGACAUCUAUGUGUAGUGCUCCACAAUAUAAUCAUAACGCUUUUAUCCUUUAGGUAUUUGCGUAGUACAGCUAAACGUUAUUAUGAAACAUAUUUGACACAGAAUACACGAGCGUCGUAAGAUGCUGGCAAGCAACCGAUAUAUGUAUUCCUUUUGCUAGAACAAAUGUGUUAAAAAUGCCAUUUAUGUAUUCAACAAUUGAUCUUUGGAAUAGUCUGAAAUAAAAUAAAAAAGCAGUAGCACAGGA
Molecule: messenger RNA, 2420 nt
Organism: Gigantopelta aegis
Lineage: Eukaryota; Metazoa; Mollusca; Gastropoda; Neomphalida; Peltospiridae
Exons: 2
Coding region: 160-1842 (560 amino acids)
Biological process (GO): negative regulation of delayed rectifier potassium channel activity; neuronal action potential
Cellular component (GO): synapse; membrane; axon initial segment
Molecular function (GO): transmembrane transporter binding
Source: RefSeq, a predicted model, not a curated record